Messenger RNA from Notolabrus celidotus (New Zealand spotty), 1332 nucleotides. RefSeq names its product SH3 and cysteine rich domain 3 (gene stac3). Gene Ontology annotation, biological process: skeletal muscle contraction; positive regulation of voltage-gated calcium channel activity; positive regulation of protein localization to plasma membrane. Gene Ontology annotation, molecular function: protein binding. Gene Ontology annotation, cellular component: extrinsic component of cytoplasmic side of plasma membrane. The record is from RefSeq and is a predicted model, not a curated record. NCBI's taxonomy places the organism in Eukaryota, Metazoa, Chordata, Actinopteri, Labriformes, Labridae.
CCACCACCUGUUAUCAUGGUCAACGACAAACCCAAGUUCAAGGACCACUACUGCAAGAAACCCAAGUUCUGUGACGUCUGUGCUCGCAUGAUAGUCUUGAACAACAAGUUUGCUCUGAGAUGUAAAAACUGCAAGACCAACAUUCACCAUUCAUGUCAGUCUUAUGUCGAGUUCCAGAAGUGCUUUGGAAAAAUUCCACCUGGCUUCAGAAGGGCCUACAGCUCCCCCCUGUAUAGCAGUGACCAACCAGAUCCAAACAACCCAAACAGGAACGACCCCGUCUUUGACACCCUGCGUGUUGGUGUCAUCAUGGCAAAUAAGGAGCGCAAAAAGAACGAGGGUGACAAGAAAAAUAUGCUGAUGAUGAUGGAGGAAGAGGAAGAGGAGAACCAACAGCCCAAAGAGAAUGAAGAGGGAGGAGAGGGGAAGCCUGAUGAUAAGAAGGAGAAAGGAGGAGACAAAGCAGAUGACAAGAGUAAAGGAACAUUCUCCCAUUCACACUUUUUCCUGGCUCUCUACCGCUUCAAGGCCAUAGAGAAAGAUGACCUCGACUUCCACCCUGGUGAUCGGAUCACAGUACUGGAUGACUCCAAUGAAGAGUGGUGGAGGGGAAAGAUGGGGGAAAAGUCAGGCUACUUCCCUACAAACUACCUCAUAAAAGUGCGUGCAUCAGAGAGAGUUUUCAAGGUGACACGCUCCUUUGUUGGGAACAGAGAGAUGGGACAAAUCACACUGAAGAAAGAUCAGAUUGUAGUGAAAAAAGGAGAUGAGAAAGGUGGCUACCUGAAGGUCAGCACUGGACGCAAGCUGGGCUACUUCCCUGCGGAUCUGCUCGAGGAGAUCAUUGUGACAUAAAAAAAAACAUAAUGGGAAGGCCUGAACAGCAUUUUAUAUAUCAUGUAACAAGAACUUUCAGUAGUGUUUGAUAAUGGCAUUCACAAUUACUGACUAACUUUGCUAGUUAUUAUGUUAAAUUUGGUGACACAGGAGAUGAUAGAAAAGGCUUUCAUAGUCUGAAAAAGCCUGUCAUUCAAAUGUAGACUUAUAAAAUGGGUAAAGGACACUCAGAUGAUUUAGUAGCUUUUUAUUUUGUAAAUAUCAUGCCAACACUGAUGUUCAGAUGCUUUGAAUUACUGCAUGCAUGCCUGGAGACAUACAGGACCCCUGAGGCACUUUCAAAGAAGUUAUCACUAAGUGUAUCAGCUGAUGGGACAGUUGAGAGUUAUGUGGCUUCUAUUGUUCUACUUAUUUUUCAUCAAGUGGAUAAACACACAUGUUUUUCAAGAUAAAAAUAAGAGAUGUGUUUGAUAAGACUUUUAAAUGGAAAAUUAA